Molecule: messenger RNA, 883 nt
Organism: Aspergillus novofumigatus IBT 16806
Lineage: Eukaryota; Fungi; Ascomycota; Eurotiomycetes; Eurotiales; Aspergillaceae
Exons: 1
Coding region: 489-770 (93 amino acids)
Source: RefSeq, a predicted model, not a curated record
GCUUCGUUCUUUUUCCACGCAGUAAGGAGCAAUCUCGCAACUCCGAAAACGAUAUAAUCGAAGACCAUCCACCCCGGAGAAAAUCUGUAUCUCGCCCUUCACAUCCAGUCUGUAUCCCAUCUACUUCGCUGAUAUUAUUCUUUUCGGCCGUAUUUUAGGUGUUGCCAGUCCACCAUGAUCUCAGGCAUAUUGUAUUCGGCUGCUGUCUUCGUCGCGAGAAGUCCCAUGUUAAGCCUACUAAGGCAGUUCCCAAACCGACAAUCCAGCCUCAACUCCAUUCCUCUGCAUUACCACAUACUAACACGACCUUUGCGCCCACAUGUAACGACGAAGGGACCACCUCGCUCGAUUUAAAUUAUACGCAUGCAUCUCUCCCUCAACUCGACCCCACAUGCUCCGACUUCAUCUAUGAUGUUUUGCUCUUUACGAAGGAAGGAAAGAAAAUACGUCGAUUACUGGUACUAGACUUUCGGACUGAUGUCAACAUCAUGUCUGAGGGCGUGUACCAAAGAUUACAUACGAAGGCCUCCUCCUGCGACCCAUCGAUCGUCCUUCAGGUGGCCGGAAUGGGGGAGGUCACUCCAUUAGGCAGCGUGGAUGUGGACUGGAGUCUAUGGGCAGAUAGCACGGUUUAUAGUACAAGAUUUUAUGUGGUGGAGGGAUGUCAGUUCGAUCUGCUCUUGGGACGACCGUCCGUGAUCGACUAUCAGCUUUCUCGGAAAGAUGCAGCAGUGGGCUCGAGGAUUCGGUCGUCAUAUCAGGGUUCAUGAGCGAGAUAUAGGUCCUGGAGGUAUGCAAUUUAGGGCUUAGGAACUGGGCCUGUCUAUCUAUCUAUCUAUUUUAGUCUAGCAGUGGGUCAAUGUUGAGGAUAAUUGCUGAUUCC